Molecule: messenger RNA, 1008 nt
Organism: Dermacentor andersoni
Lineage: Eukaryota; Metazoa; Arthropoda; Arachnida; Ixodida; Ixodidae
Source: RefSeq, a predicted model, not a curated record
GACAAACACGCACACCGGCUAAGCAACAAGUGCGGAAAUGUACGCAACGUCGUCUCCGCGCGUCCAAGCUACCCAAGACUGCAACGAACUUGAAAGACCUGGAACAAGCUGCGUGCGCUUUCAGAGAAGGACUUCGGGUACUGAACAUUUAUGUUUGCACGUUCGAUCGGCUUGUGUCCGUUAUAUGUAUAUGCGCUAAUUGCGCCGCGCCUGCAAUUAUCUCGCCCGGAAGCCAUCGUUCUCCACUUUAAAAAAAAUGAAGAAUAACAAACACUUCAUGUCUACGGUUCAUGGCGGGCCGAGGGGUUUAAUUAAACUUAGCUUGAUGGCUUGGUCUAAAUAUAGUAAAUAUAGUAAAUAUAGUAUGCACGAUUGGGGCACAUCUUCUAGAGUUCGAGUAUAAGCACUUUACCGUCCACAUAGUGGCGCACUCUAUGGUCUUUUUUUUUUUCAGACUGGCUUUACGGCUUCAUUCCAGUUGCCCCAAUGACCAACGUCUUAUUGGUUUCCUUUCAUCAUUGACAAUGACUGCGCAUGCGCGAUCAUUCAACAACGUUCUGUCUCAGAAAGACGCUAGUGCUCCAGAGCGUCAGCAUCAGGCAUGACUGAAGAAAGAAACGGUGGACGCAUGCCUCAUGCAUUUACCUUCAGCGACGAAGCACCCCAUAUUACAAACCAUAAUGACGCCAAGGGUGCUUCAGCCAUAUGCGACGAUUACACUACGAUUUGUGACGACUCCUUCGAUGACCUAUGGAACGCGUUGAACAGCCAGACCAAUGCCACUGACGACAACGAUGUCGCUCACGGCGGAAGCACCUGUUACCCGAAUGUGGUGUCCAACAGCAGCGCCGAUCACGCCUGGCCCAGUACAAGCCUCCCUGGCACGGAGAAAGCGCCGUCCAUACCGGAAGACAUCGCGAUAACACGCCGAGAAGACAGAAAACGGAAGCACCGACUACACGCUUCCGGUCUACAGCACCAGCGGCGGCAGCGGCGGUGAAGUGGCCA